AGAUUAUAAGGUUACAACUACUUAAAGCUGUCGCCGAAUCAUAAACUUGAGCUCUACACUUCUGUCUGUAUUUUAAUAUUUUUGAAACCCAAACACAAGAGAGAAACCGCAAUCAAAUUUUGAAGGAACCCGGUUUCUCCUCAAUUAUUCGAAAUGGUAGGACUUUCAAAUGGGGAAAAGAAUUUUAUACAGGGCGGAAUCAGUCAAAACCUUCGUUGUGAUGGUCGAAAACGAUAUGAUUAUCGACCCAUUUUUGUCGAAACUGGAGUCAUUCCUCAGGCAAAUGGCUCGGCGCGAGUCAGGAUUGGUGCAACUGAGGUUAUUGCUAGUGUGAAGGCUGAACUUGGAAGGCCAAGUGUAUUGCAUCCUGACAAGGGAAAAGUUUCUAUAUAUGUUGAUUGUAGUGCAGUUGCAGAACCAAUGUUUGAGGGAAGAGGGGGCGAGGAGCUGUCAGCAGAACUUUCCGCAGCACUUGAACGUUGUCUUUUGGGUGGUAAAAGUGGAGAAGGGGCUGGAAUUGAUCUAGCAUCUCUGUUAGUUGCAGAAGGAAAAAUCUGUUGGGAUCUUUACGUUGAUGGCCUUGUCAUCAGUUCUGAUGGAAAUCUUCUAGAUGCUCUAGGUGCUGCAAUUAAGGCUGCCUUAAGCAAUACUGGCAUACCAAAAGUCAAUGUGGCAGCCGGGGGAUCUGGUGAUGAGCAACCAGAGGUUGACAUAAGCGAUGAAGAGUUUCUUCAGUUUGACACAUCGGCAGUUCCUGUUAUAGUUACAUUACUGAAGGUGGGGAGGCACUAUAUUGUUGAUGCAACUUCAGAAGAGGAGUCACAUAUGAGCUCUGCCAUUUCUGUUUCGAUUAACAGGAGAGGGCACAUUUGUGGGCUGACGAAACGAGGAGGUGCAGGUAUCGAUCCGAGCAUAAUUUCUGACAUCAUAUCUGUCGCUAAACAUAUCAGUGAGCAGCUAAUUGAUAAACUGGAUUCUGAAAUAUCUGCUGCUGAGGCUGGUGAAGAUGAACAAUGACAAAUUUAACACAUGAACGUUUUUUGCAAGCUUAAUUACAGCAUUGCUCUUCAGGCACCGUAGCUUGAUGAAGAUAGAAUAGGGCUUAAAAUGUGUUGUACAUUAUUUUGGUGCAUCUCAACAUAUCAUUAAUUAUAAUUUAUUUUUGAAAGUUAAACAAUUCCUUUA
Mercurialis annua (annual mercury) is the source of this 1185-nucleotide messenger RNA. RefSeq lists its product as uncharacterized. The coding region runs from base 154 to 1017 and encodes 287 amino acids. The record is from RefSeq and is a predicted model, not a curated record. NCBI's taxonomy places the organism in Eukaryota, Viridiplantae, Streptophyta, Magnoliopsida, Malpighiales, Euphorbiaceae. Gene Ontology annotation, cellular component: nuclear exosome (RNase complex); cytoplasmic exosome (RNase complex). Gene Ontology annotation, biological process: U5 snRNA 3'-end processing; nuclear polyadenylation-dependent rRNA catabolic process; TRAMP-dependent tRNA surveillance pathway. The transcript is spliced from 8 exons.